Neofelis nebulosa (Clouded leopard) is the source of this 2423-nucleotide messenger RNA. It is a transcript of the gene TMOD3, whose product is annotated as tropomodulin 3. Lineage: Eukaryota; Metazoa; Chordata; Mammalia; Carnivora; Felidae. Gene Ontology annotation, biological process: pointed-end actin filament capping; muscle contraction; myofibril assembly. Gene Ontology annotation, molecular function: tropomyosin binding. The record is from RefSeq and is a predicted model, not a curated record. The transcript has 10 exons. The coding region runs from base 261 to 1319 and encodes 352 amino acids. Gene Ontology annotation, cellular component: striated muscle thin filament; myofibril.
UAGCGGAGGGGGAAACUGGCCGCACGGACAGAGCCGUCGGAUUGGGGCAGCAGCCGGCGAGUGGAUCCGGCAACUCCCAAGAAGCAGACGCAGGCGGGCCGGCGGGUGCCGGGUGCUGGAAAACGAAGGGCAGGCUUUCCCCGCGGGUCUGUGAAGGUCAGCAGCUCCAGCGGGUGCCAGUCAGCUUUAAGAAAAAGUAGAAAUCACUCCUGACUGUACUGAAUAGCAAAAAUUAAGUGACUUUUCCUGUACUGCAAAUCAUGGCACUACCAUUCCGGAAGGACUUAGAAAAGUACAAGGACCUGGAUGAAGAUGAGCUCCUUGGAAAUCUAUCAGAAGUAGAACUGAAACAACUGGAAACUGUUCUCGAUGAUCUUGACCCUGAGAAUGCCCUUCUGCCUGCAGGGUUCCGGCAGAAGAACCAGACGUCAAAGUCCGCCACAGGGCCGUUUGAUAGAGAACACCUCCUUUCAUACCUGGAGAAGGAGGCAUUGGAGCAUAAGGACAGGGAAGACUAUGUGCCCUACACUGGAGAAAAAAAAGGGAAAAUAUUUAUCCCUAAACAGAAGCCUGUACAGACUUUCCCAGAAGAAAAAGUAUCUCUUGACCCAGAAUUAGAAGAAGCUUUGACAAGUGCUUCUGAUACAGAAUUGUGUGACCUUGCAGCUAUCCUUGGGAUGCACAAUUUGAUAACGAAUGCACAGUUAUGUAAUAUAGUGGGAAGUAGUAAUGGUGUCGACCAAGAACAUUUCUCAAAUGUGGUGAAAGGUGAAAAGAUUCUUCCAGUAUUUGAUGAGCCACCAAAUCCAACCAAUGUUGAAGAGACUUUAAAGAGAAUUAAAGAAAAUGAUGUUCGUCUUGUUGAAGUCAAUUUGAAUAAUAUAAAGAAUAUCCCAAUUCCAACUCUAAAAGAUUUUGCAAAAGCUUUGGAAACCAACACACAUGUGAAAUAUUUCAGUCUUGCAGCCACCCGGAGCAAUGACCCUGUUGCUGCUGCUUUUGCAGAUAUGCUGAGAGUGAACAAAAAUUUGAAGAGCUUAAAUAUGGAGUCCAACUUUAUUACAGGAGCUGGGAUUCUAGCACUGAUUGAUGCUUUGAGAGAUAAUGAAACCCUGGCAGAGCUCAAGAUUGACAAUCAGAGGCAGCAGUUGGGGACAGCUGUGGAAUUGGAAAUUGCCAACAUGCUUGAGGAAAAUACAAAUAUCCUUAAAUUUGGUUAUCAGUUUACACAGCAGGGACCCCGAACCAGGGCAGCUAAUGCUAUAACAAAAAACAAUGACUUAGUUCGCAAAAGACGAGUUGAAGGAGACCACCAGUAAAUCCACCGAGAUACAAUCUUUGGGAGACUUUAAAAGGUCACCAAGGGCUCAUGUUGGUGAUGUCACAUGUAAAAUUUUCCUGGAUAGAAGGGAAAAGACUGGAAAUCUUUUUUUUUUUUUUUUUAACUACAUGUAUCUUUUUUCUAGUUUACAUUGUUAUCAGUUUCAAAUUGCAAAAUCAAUAGUAGGUGAUAUUUUGUAUUUUAUAACAUUAUUUCUUUCUGCUAAAAUCAGUUUUAAUUUAGCUUAAAUGGUUUGUGAGGAGUCAUGAGUUUAAAAAUGCAAUUGUAAAAAAAGUUUAGGAAAUCAUUUACGUAGAUAGUAUGAACAUUUUAAGGACUGAUCUUUUUUAAAUCAAAAAGGGACAUUACUGCCAUUAGAAUUGCUAUUGUACCUGUUAGGUACAAGACAUUCACAGCUUUCCUUAUUCCAUCACAUGGAGCCCUGUCCUGUUUUAGAAUACAUGAACUUGGCAAGAGUGUGCUUUUUGCUUCUAUCAAGAAAGCAAGAUACCAGAGUUUUAAAACGACUCCAAAUCUGGUCAUCGGCUGAGAAAUAAAAGCCGGUCUGUUGGGGAGAGAAAGGGGCCUUCUGCACAUUCCUGGUCACCGCACUUGUCCACUGUGGCACCAACACCUGGACUUGUUUCAACAAAGUCAUCAGCUUGGCCAGGUUAGUACUUUGUUUAAAAGGACAGUUAUGGCUAAAUUCACUAUAGUUUUUUAUUUCAAUAAUGUGGGCAUUACUAAAUUUUUGUGAAAGCUCAUAGUAAAAAGCAUCGAAGUAGACAAGCUGUUUUCUUCCCUGUAAAAGGCAUACAUAUAGUCAACUCUUGGUUACUUAGGAUAAUAAGAAAAAAGAAGGCGGUUAUUAAACACAUGACAUCGAAGAUAACAAACAUGAUGGAAUUUAAGUCUGAGGCACAUGCCAAAUAGUCACUUAAACUGAUGCUUAUUGUAAAUUAGAAACUGGCAUGUGUAUAAAUUGUGGCACAGUAUCAUGAAAGUUUGUGUGUGCACUGCAGAAUUACAUCAAUAACACUGAAUUGGCACUCCACGAAUUUUCCAACCAGUAGGGAAAACUGUUCUCCAUCCAUCUACUUUU